Messenger RNA from Leucoraja erinaceus (little skate), 1763 nucleotides. RefSeq names its product general transcription factor IIB (gene gtf2b). Gene Ontology annotation, molecular function: RNA polymerase II general transcription initiation factor activity; TBP-class protein binding. The transcript has 7 exons. Bases 101 to 1051 code for a protein of 316 amino acids. The record is from RefSeq and is a predicted model, not a curated record. Gene Ontology annotation, cellular component: nucleus; transcription preinitiation complex. NCBI's taxonomy places the organism in Eukaryota, Metazoa, Chordata, Chondrichthyes, Rajiformes, Rajidae. Gene Ontology annotation, biological process: transcription initiation at RNA polymerase II promoter; transcription preinitiation complex assembly.
GCGACUCACUCCCCCCUCCCCCAUCCAUCCAUCCGCGAGUCCCUCCCACCCGCGGCGACUCACUCCCUCCCUCUCUCCUCCUCCUCCAUCCGCGGGCAACAUGGCGUCGUGUAGUCGUGGUGAUCCGUUGCCUAGAGUGCAGUGUCCAAACCAUCCAGAUGCCAUACUGGUUGAAGAUUACCGUGCUGGGGAUAUGAUCUGCCCUGAAUGUGGACUGGUUGUAGGUGAUCGAGUUAUAGAUGUUGGCUCAGAGUGGCGAACAUUUAGCAAUGACAAAGCAACAAAAGACCCAUCUCGUGUCGGUGAUGCCCAGAAUCCACUGCUAAAUGGUGGUGAUUUGUCAACUAUGAUCGGAAAGGGUACUGGAUCAGCGAGCUUUGACGAGUUUGGGAAUGCAAAAUACCAAAAUCGCCGGACGAUGAGUAGUUCUGAUCGAGCAAUGAUGAAUGCAUUUAAGGAAAUCAGCAAUAUGUCUGACAGGAUCAAUCUGCCCAGAAAUAUAGUUGAUCGGACAAAUAAUUUAUUUAAGCAGGUAUAUGAACAAAAGAGUCUAAAGGGAAGAAGCAAUGAUGCCAUUGCAUCUGCCUGUUUGUAUAUUGCCUGUAGACAAGAAGGUGUGCCACGAACAUUCAAAGAAAUUUGCGCAGUGUCCAGAAUCCCGAAGAAGGAAAUAGGCCGCUGCUUCAAGCUGAUUCUGAAAGCUUUGGAAACCAGCGUGGACCUCAUCACCACAGGAGACUUUAUGUCCCGGUUCUGUUCAAACUUGGGAUUGCCUAAACAGGUUCAAAUGGCAGCCACGCACAUCGCAAGGAAGGCCGUGGAACUGGAUUUGGUGCCUGGUAGAAGCCCAAUCUCUGUGGCUGCAGCAGCAAUUUAUAUGGCAUCGCAAGCCUCCGCAGAUAAACGGACUCAGAAAGAAAUUGGAGACAUUGCCGGUGUGGCUGACGUCACCAUCCGGCAGUCCUACAGGCUCAUCUAUCCACGUGCCGCUGACCUUUUUCCUGCUGAAUUUAAAUUUGACACUCCAGUGGACAAGCUGCCCCAGUUGUAAUCUCAGCCAGUCAGCACAAAAUGUACACAGUAAUUGUUUUAAAAUUCGAAAACCAAUCAUCAUUUCCCCCCUACAUUUGAAACAAGUUAAUAUUAAUUCUAAUUUUUGAAACCUGCUUGGGUGAAUAACUCAAGAACCAAUGAGGCUAUGGAACAGCUGAGGUUUAUGCUCUCCAAAUACAGCACAUACAUUCCCAGGCUGAAUUUCAAGACCGUUUGUACUUGCUAGAUAAUUUGUAUAUUUGCAAGUUAGGAAUUUCUACUUCAUAGAUCAUUACUUUGUAUAUAAUGUGCAAAAUGAGGAUUUUGUGCUGUCAACAGCUACUAACAGAUUGGCUCAUUGGCAGAAAUCUUUGGUCGAACUCCUAACUUGUAAUUUGUCAUACCUAUAUUCAGGUCGGUUUGAUCCGUGUCUUCAAUAAAUGGACAUUUUCCUUUUGUUUUUAAUCUACAUGGACUUCUUGAACUUUACAUUUGGUAUUUAUUGUUAACGAUUGGUUGCUAAGCUUAAAAAAGAAAAAAAGAUUGCACUUAACAUCAGCUUAGUUUCAAGUUUUGGGAAAAAACCUGUAGACUGUUUAGUUUAACCUAUGUAUUGAACUGCAUUUGAUUUCUGUUUUGUUGCGAGAUUCUAACUGCAAGGAAACUUGCACUGAAGUAAGUGUGCAGUAUUUGUGUCCAUGAGAUCAUAAAUCGAUUAUUUUUGAAGGGGA